Vombatus ursinus (common wombat) is the source of this 5401-nucleotide messenger RNA. RefSeq names its product REST corepressor 3 (gene RCOR3). Gene Ontology annotation, cellular component: transcription regulator complex; histone deacetylase complex. The record is from RefSeq and is a predicted model, not a curated record. Gene Ontology annotation, molecular function: transcription corepressor activity. Gene Ontology annotation, biological process: negative regulation of DNA-templated transcription; regulation of transcription by RNA polymerase II. Bases 1471 to 3087 code for a protein of 538 amino acids. NCBI's taxonomy places the organism in Eukaryota, Metazoa, Chordata, Mammalia, Diprotodontia, Vombatidae. The transcript has 12 exons.
UUAGAGACUCUUGUGAUGUAAAACUUGUAUAGAAUCAGAAUUGCUAGAGCCACUUGGAGUCUUUUUGUGGCAUAUACUUAAGGAUGGCACAAUAAGACACUUGGAACACAUAUGUGUACAGAAUCUGCACGAGAGCACCUGUUCUGCUUUGUCUGCAGACAAAGGCUGUGGGAGUGUCCAGUCCAGCAAGAUUGGGCAAGCUACGUCAUAGUACCUUUUUAGCUCCGAGAUCCUAAACCAUCUGACUGUUGAAAGGUUUAUCUUUGAAGACUUAGCUCAACUAUAUUCUCCAAAAAACCUAAAUAACUUUUCUUCUUUUCAUACCUUACAUAGCAUUUUAUGCUUAACAUGUUCAGCACUAUAUUUAUUACACAGCAUUGUAUAUUAGUGUUUCUGCUCCCUGAAGUAUUAUGAAUGAAAUCAGAGGUGAUGUCUUAUUUCCAGUAAAAUGUUAGUCCAUGAGUAUAGGAAUUGUUUUCAUUUUUCUUUGUAUCCUCAAUCCCAAAGUGUUUGGGAAAUUUCUUACAACUUAUCCUUGUUGAAUUGAAUCUUUGUAUCUUCUGUAAACCCUAAAAACUACCACAUUUAGCAGGUUCUUAAUAUAGAAGCAACCUUCUUGUGUUAAUUUAGGCUACCUCUAUGAAAAAGGAAUGUUUUCCAUUAGAAUCCAAAACACUUAUACAUAAAAAUAAUCUUCCUAGGAAAUUCUAUCUAGAUCAAAAAAUUAAAACCUCCUUUAUAAAUUAUUCUGAUACCACUGAGUUUCCACUGAGUUUGACCAGUGUGAGCCAAUUUUCCCAGGGUCUUACUAAAAAUUAGUGUAAAGGUUCUAGAGUAGCAGAGCUUGAAUUCCAAACCCUUAAGUCCAGAAAGACUUCAAAGUCCAAAAAGUUUUGAAGAUUCAUCUUCACUCCUCCCCCAAUCUAGGAAAAAACAAAGUUUUUAUCAAAACAUUGAUACUGCUCAUGCGAAUCCUUUUCUUUCUCACCUAAUCUAUGAAAUAGUCAAGGAGUGGAGGUGGGGGAGUGGGAGUGAGAUACACUGACGGGCGUUCUUCCACGUUGUUUCUUUUGCCUGGCCUUACUUCUUUUGAGCCGACACCUCAAAGGGUCACUUCAGGACUGAAAAACACCUCCAGAAAACAGCUCUUUCUUCACUUCUAGAUCAGGGCUACAUCCUGACUCCUCCUCAUCUCACUGCCUUCCUCCAACUGGCUUGUCUGUAACUGACUGACUUUGAGCCAACAGGGCUGGGAGCCUUUCCAAAUCUUAUCGUCCCCCUUUCCCAGUCACUCCAUAAAUGUUAAAUAACAAGAAGAAAAAACGAAAGGAGUGAAGAGGAAGAGAGAAAAAGAGGAAAUCCUUUAGACACCACACAGCUGAUUGACCCAGCCCAGAAGUACCUUCUCACCUUCCUCGGCCUCCAGGGAUUCCGCCCCCAGGUGUAAGACCCGGCAAAGGGCUUAAUAAAAUGAAUAAGAUCUCACUUUUGGGGGUAGUUAUUGUUGUCUGCUCAACAGGAGAGCGAGUGGAAGGAAGCCUACCCUUCUCACGGGCUGAGACUCAGGACCCAGACCCGGUGAGGAGCAAACAUGUUGGGAUGAGAGUCGGCGCCGAAUACCAAGCUCGGAUCCCUGAAUUUGAUCCUGGUGCUACGAAGUACACAGAUAAAGACAAUGGAGGAAUGCUUGUUUGGUCUCCAUAUCAUAGCAUUCCAGAUGCCAAAUUGGAUGAAUAUAUUGCAAUUGCAAAAGAGAAACAUGGCUACAAUGUUGAACAGGCACUUGGCAUGUUAUUCUGGCAUAAACAUAACAUUGAGAAGUCCCUUGCUGAUCUGCCUAAUUUCACUCCCUUCCCUGAUGAGUGGACCGUGGAAGAUAAAGUCCUCUUUGAACAAGCCUUUAGUUUUCAUGGGAAGAGCUUCCACAGGAUUCAGCAAAUGCUUCCAGAUAAGACUAUUGCGAGCCUUGUAAAAUAUUACUAUUCCUGGAAAAAAACGCGGUCUCGAACAAGUUUGAUGGAUCGCCAGGCUCGAAAAUUGGCCAACAGACAUAAUCAGGGUGACAGUGAUGAUGAUGUGGAAGAAGCACACCCGAUGGAUGGGAAUGAUAGUGAUUAUGAUCCUAAAAAAGAAGCCAGAAAAGAGGGUAAUGUUGAACAGCCUGUCCAAACUAGCAAGAUUGGACUGGGCAGGAGAGAGUAUCAGAGUUUACAACACCGACAUCAUUCUCAGCGUUCUAAGUGCCGUCCACCCAAGGGCAUGUAUUUGACUCAGGAAGAUGUGGUCGCAGUUUCUUGUAGUCCCAAUGCAGCCAACACCAUUCUCAGACAACUAGAUAUGGAGUUAAUCUCCCUAAAACGUCAGGUUCAGAAUGCUAAGCAAGUAAACAGUGCACUUAAACAGAAAAUGGAAGGGGGAAUUGAAGAAUUCAAGCCUCCUGAGUCAAAUCAGAAAAUUAAUGCCCGUUGGACCACAGAGGAGCAGCUUCUAGCAGUGCAAGGUGUCCGCAAAUAUGGUAAAGAUUUUCAAGCUAUUGCAGAUGUAAUUGGCAACAAGACUGUUGGCCAAGUGAAGAACUUCUUUGUAAACUACAGGCGUCGGUUUAACUUAGAGGAGGUAUUGCAGGAGUGGGAAGCAGAACAAGGAACCCAGGCUUCUAAUGGUGAUGCUUCUACCUUAGGGGAGGAGACAAAAAGUGCUUCUAAUGGGCCCUCAGGAAAGAGCACUGAUGAAGAAGAGGAGGCACAGACCAUUCAGGCUACCCAGUCUCUGGGCCCAUCACCUCCUGCGCCGGCUUCCACUCCAACUCCAGCUGCCCCCAUUGCCAGUCUGAACCAGCCUCCACCACUGCUUCGUCCAACACUUCCUGCUGCCCCAGCUCUCCAUCGGCAGCCUCCACCACUCCAGCAGCAGGCCCGGUUCAUUCAACCUCGGCCAACUCUCAAUCAGCCUCCCCCACCUCUCAUUCGCCCUGCUAAUUCCAUGCCUCCUCGUCUAAACCCAAGACCAGUGUUGUCGACAGUUGGUGGCCAACAACCACCAUCACUGAUUGGAAUUCAGACAGACUCACAAUCUUCAAUGCAUUAAGGAAAUGAAGCUGGACAGAGCUGCAGUAACUUCUAAUCCCACCAGUAUGCCAAUGUUCAUCUGGCUGUUGAAAAAGAAAGGAAGGGGCAAACCUUUCUAUAUAUUGAAGCAGAAAGUUUCAAAGUGAGGCUGCAAGUUAAUAUUGCAACGGAACAACAUAAGUGAACAUCUACAAAAUUUUUCAGUGCGCCAGACUAAAACAUUACACAACAUGAAGCCUCCAAUUAGCCCUUUUUUCUAUGAAUAUUUGUUCAAGAAAGUUUCCCACGAAAGGAAAAGAAAAAAGAUUGUGUUCUGUGCUCCAAGGUUGUUUGAUUUUUACUGUAUUUAUUUUACUGAAGUUCUUUAUAUUCCAACCUCUUUAUAUUCAAAGUUCAUAGUACAAGAAUAUGUCUGUUUAGGUAUUGUGAAAACUCCAUAGACUUUGAAAUUAAUGUGGAGUUUGGCUUUUUUUGUUUGCUUUCUCAAUUUAAUUUUUAAAAAAAAUAUUUUCCUAUGUUAGGAGUGAAAGAAUAAAUAGCCUGCAUUUCGGUUUUUGGCAAAUGUUCUAUGAAAAAUAGUACAAUUCAAUGCACCUUUAAGAAAAUGCAGCAACUUGACCUUUUUUUUUCCUCCAAAAGACAUUGCAUUCUUUCUAAUGGAAAUUUAGGAUAUAUAUGUGUGUGUGUCCAUAUGUAUAUAUCUAUGCAUUCCUUUGAAAGAAAGCAAUUUAAUCAAUUGCAAAGCAAUUACAUGAAGCCACAAAGAAUGUACUGAAUUUAUCCCUCUUAAGUGAUGUUGGGUCUUAAUAGAAAUUUGAAUUACUCAUUUAAAGGUUAUUGACCCAUCUUCCACUGUAAGAGAGCUUACUACCAGUAUUGGAGUAAUUCCUUUUACUUUUCAUUUAAAAAUGAGGAUAUAAUUUGUUAAAGUAUAGUGUCUUUGUUUAAUUCCUUUCAAAAUUGAAAUUAUUUUAAGAACUUUUUUUUUCUAGAUUGUUAAAUGCUACAUGCUUCAAUAGCUGCAUGUAACAACUACUUAUUUGGAAACUAUAGAAGAAAGUAUUAUUUUAUCAAUUAUGUGAAGAUGGUGGCUAUGAAAAGUUAGCUUUUUGGAAUUUGUGUUUUCUGAACUAAAAAUUGCCCCCCUCUCAUUUCAUAUGUUUUAUCUUUAAUGUUUUAUUGAUGAGUCUCCAAUGUGCUAUUUGGAUGCAUUUGUGAGUGUUCUUGCAACUCAUGAGUUUUGUCUAGAACUUAAUCAUCAAAAUUAUUUGUUUAAAAAUUAAGAAUUUGAUAUAUGCUAUCUAAAGAUGUAUCGAGUAUAUGUUCAUCAGUUGUGCUGUUAACUGAAAUAGAAGUGCUGAGAGCCCUUUUGUUAAGGCACCAUUAUCUGUAACCUUUUCCAUAUACUAUGUAAUUAUGAAGUUCCUGCUAAGUGCUCUGUGGCACCAUUUGAUGAGAGAUAGUAUUUCAGCAAUCACAGUUUUGAUAUAGAAAUUUUUAAUUCAUUAUUGGAAUCAUGACAUGAAAAGGGAUGGGCUUCUUGGAUGCUAUUGUAGUAGAAUUUAAGGUCAAAUUUCUAAUUUUUAGCCUUAAGUGCAUUCUCAUAGCAUAAUUUCUUCGGCUGAUUAAGAAACAGUUCCUAAUAACCCUUAUGUUAUAGGGAGCUGAUUUUUCCUGACGUAUUGGCAUAUUAUCCCCAUUGAGCUCUUCAGUGCUUUGAAGCCAGUCUAAAUUUUCCUGAUUGGUUUUGAUGCUAAAAUGGUAGCAGUUUUCCCAAAUACUAGAACUUUUUCAAGUAGUACCAGUUUUUGACUAUUGGAAUAACUAAAUAUAACUCCUGACCUUCUAAUAGGACCAGAUGAAAUCUAAAUUCUUAGUUUUCAAAAAUCCACUUAGAGCAUUUUGAACUUAAAAUUACUAUUGGAGACAGUUACUACAAUGUCUUAGGGAAGGUAUCUAAAGUAUUUUUUUAAGUAUUUAGAUUGAAUCUCACAAAUGUAUACACUAUACCUUUGCAACCUUUUUUUUGUCUUGUCUCUUGUCAAUAGAACUUCAGUAUACAGUAUGUGGGGUAUGUCAGUAAAGUUGGUUGACACCAGCAUUUAUCAAGCUUUUUAGUAUUUUGUAAUUCAGUUAAAAUCUGUUCUCUCCCAGACUUGGGCCAAGGUGCUGUAUCUGAGGGAUGUGCUAUAAUUUGAUUUACAUACAUUAGAGCACAUAGUAGGGAAAUCUUAGCUUCAGUAGUAACAUGACAAAUGUAUAUAGUGAAAUGUCUUUUUAUUGUGUGCUUUGCAUAUUAUGUAAAUACUUUGCACGUCUUCCCCCACUCCCAU